AUGAACUGGCUUGUGUUUCGCGAUAUACGGACCAAAGAAGAGCGGCCCCGGGAAAUAUUCGAAGACAUCAUUAGUAGUAUCAAGGCAGCGGUCCACAAGGCCACCAAAGAGAUAGAGACCUCUGCGGAACUGGCGGUACCUGCAAUAGACCCUACACUACUCCAUUCUCUGGAGGCCAUAAACACCCUCAGUGGCAGGUGGAAGAAACCAAAGCUGAGCAGGCGGCUCAGAACCAAGAUAUCCGAACUCAACAAGGAGAUCGAAACGCAUGCCAAGAAGCUCGCCGCGCAGCAGUGGGAUGAGGUAUGCAAGGAAGCAGAUGGGACAAUGCGCAAAGGCAGCAAGUGGAGUCUACUCAAGAAUCAGCUUACUGACAGCAACAAACCAUCCAAAAGCAGCGCCAGGUUGGAAAUUGGAAGGCUUAUGCACAUGCACACCAAUGACGGCGACGACCCGUAUACCUUCGCUGACAAAUUAGCGGAUAUUUACAUCCCGCUUGAGAACAAGUCCAUUUUGUGGGACAACUCAAGGUCCGAAUACCAAGGAUUUCUGCAGUCAGCCUUGGAUAGACCUUUCGAGUUUGCGGAGAUUGUUCAUGCCUUGUGGGACUUCAACGGACGAUGGGAACCCGGCCCAGACGGAAUUACCAACAAGCUCCUUAGAAAUCUGGACAACGCAGCGAUAGAAGUCAUUACAUGGGCGUGGUCCGAUGGCAAAGUCCCCGAGGAGUGGAGAACAGCGAAGGUCGUAUUCAUACCCAAACGGGGAAAGUUCCUUCAAAUAGAGAGCUUGCGAACAUUAUCGCACACGUCAUGCCUCGGGAAAGUAGCUGAACAUGACAUUCAUAACCGUAUUAGCGAGCAUAUUGGGGACGAAGGCCUCUUUCGUCACAGCAUGGUGGGCUUCCGGAAAUCUUUGUCCACACAAGACACUAUGCUCCUCAUUAAGAGUGCCGUAAUUGACAGCACGUUCCUGGACAUCAAAGUAAUACUAGCGCUCGACCUGACAAAGACCUUUGACACGCUCACGCAGGAGCAUAUUCAAAAUGAAAGUUUUAACUUGAGCCUUGGCGAAACGUUUCACACCUUAGUCUAG
Messenger RNA from Rhipicephalus sanguineus (brown dog tick), 1095 nucleotides. RefSeq lists its product as uncharacterized. The coding region runs from base 1 to 1095 and encodes 364 amino acids. Lineage: Eukaryota; Metazoa; Arthropoda; Arachnida; Ixodida; Ixodidae. The record is from RefSeq and is a predicted model, not a curated record. The transcript has a single exon.